Molecule: messenger RNA, 2110 nt
Organism: Tigriopus californicus
Lineage: Eukaryota; Metazoa; Arthropoda; Copepoda; Harpacticoida; Harpacticidae
Exons: 4
Coding region: 186-1943 (585 amino acids)
Source: RefSeq, a predicted model, not a curated record
GAAAGCAGGAAUAAAAAGGUGGAUAUUUUGGAUGGAUUUCGUUUGCAGCUGUCAGGAGAAUGAGGGUUAAACAAAGGUAUUGGCAAACUUGGCUCGAGCUUCGUCGAAUUCCAUGGAUCCACAAAGACCUUUGAAGUAGAUUGCCACGUGGGCCCAAGUUGUCCGAUGAAGAUCGGGAGACAGUCAUGAGCUUGCUCAAAGGAAAGUCGGGUUUAGGCCUAGGCACAAAAUUGGGGGCCAGCUUAGGAACCAGUCAAUCGGAACUUAACAGCUAUUUGUCUUCGUUAAAGAAAAAACAGACAGAGGUUAACAAGAAACAUGGGAAGGAUGAGACCGCCGAGGAUCAUCCUGAGGACGCUGAUGACGUAUUCGCCAUCACAGAAGAGGAUUCCGAUCUGGCAUCUUUGGCCUUGGAGUUCGCCAAGGACGAGAUUAAGGAUUCGCCAUUUCUCAAACGGAAGGAAGACCGACGAUUGUCCACGGCCAGUAGUGUGGGCACACCAUUGCCAGAAAAAGACGCCCCAUUCAUUAAUUCAUUAGUUAAAGUGAAGGCCAAGCCCAAUCACAGCAGUGCGGCCUUGGCUAAUUUCAUGAAAUAUGAUGCCAAAUAUGGCCCCAAGGGAUUUCAAAAACCUGAGGAAAGCGACUCGGAAGAGUUGAUGUCCGAUCUGCAAAGCCCGCUUCGAAUUGCUUCAGAACUGGAGGAGAGGAUUCGUCCGACUUCCAGAGGCUCUUCUCGAAGAUCCUCGUUGUUACGGAAGGACUCGGACGCAAGUAUGGGACGUCCUCGAAGCAGGAAGGCGUCGGUGGAAGUGGACCAAUUCAAGGGCUCAAAUCAGCAACGCUCCUUGCAAGGGAACCUGUCAGAGCGACUGAAGCAGCACGCCGACGCCAAAAAUCUGAAGGUCAUCAUGCCGCCUCCCAGAAGCCGGAAAGUCAGCGGUGAUUCCGCGGGUGGCAACAAGACACCGCUUUUAAGUGCCUCCGAGGUUUCAGAACUACCAUUGGGCUCUCCAAGUCCAAGCCCACGAUCCCCCAUGGUUCUUGAAGAGCUCCAUGACAUAGAGGAGUUAGCAGAGGUCGAAGAAGAGGUCGCACAAAUCAAGGAACCCAUAGUGGAAGUGGAAAAGAAGACCCUUGAGUCAGGAGAUGAUGCUACUCUCAUUGAGGUAAAAAAAUUGGAAAAAGAUCAAACUGACAAAGCCAAACCAGAUGCACCCAAUCUAGAGGACCAAAUCACGGGCUUGGAACACGUGAGAAAGAAAACUAGGCAACCUAGGCAUAAACGCUCUUCUUCUAGUGAAGAUCCUUCUAGCCGCCAGUCGCGAUCAAGGCGGCACAGGCAUUCAAAAAGCUCGCAUUGCUACUAUUGCGACCACAUGUGCGAUUUUCAUCGAUCUCAUGUCAUGAACAACUGGGUUGGAACAGGGAAUGACAACUCAAAUUAUAAAGGUCGGAAGAAGAGGCACUCUUCAAAACCACCUAGGCACGAUGAAGGAGUGCAAGUGGGGCCGCCAUCUGUGAUUGGAGCGUCCGAUCAUUACCUCUUCGAUCCCACUUUAGACUUGCUAUUCACGCGACGAAAUCUAUCCGAUGAAAUCCAUCAAAACGAAAGCCUUCGUCAAAGGCUCCUUCAUCCACGUAAACACAUCAAUCAGGCCGUGUCAGAAUUUGCGUCCACUAAUCCGGGGCAAGGGUUAAUCUCUGAGUUAAUGAAAUCUCAACUGGAAAUUACUCGUAACUUCCUUCAAUGUCAACGCGACUUGUACAUUUCGUUUUGCGAAACUCUCCAAUCAUCGGUCCAAGUGUCAACGUCCAAGUCCAAGGUUGUCCAUUCUAAGGUCAAAAGUCCCAAAGAGUCCAAAACUGAAAAGGAUGACGAGCCAAAAAUAGACGAAGUUUCAUAUCAAUCCGACUUUGAACCCGAGGAUGAGUCUCUAUAGUUGGCAACUGUUGGAAUUAUUUACAACAUGUGUAUUUAUUUUCCCUUUCUGUAAUCAAACGAAUCAUCACGAAUCUUAUCAAAAGAGCGCAUGCUCUCAAAUUUAAUAGCCCAAUAAAAAACAUAUGCAUGUAUCAUAGAAUACAAUAAAAAAAAGAUAAUAUCAUA